This is a messenger RNA of Cutaneotrichosporon oleaginosum, 2488 nucleotides long. RefSeq lists its product as uncharacterized. The record is from RefSeq and is a predicted model, not a curated record. Lineage: Eukaryota; Fungi; Basidiomycota; Tremellomycetes; Trichosporonales; Trichosporonaceae.
CUCCGUCCUCUCCGCUCGCUCUCGCUCUCGCUCUCGGCGUUACUCGCCCCCGGCGUACACACCAGGGCUUGCGCUCCCAAGACAUGACCCCUCGUACUCCCCUCUGCGCCACUCGGCACACCCGAAACUCCUCAUCAGUCACCCACCCCUCGCACAUCAGUCUUUCUUUCCCUCCAUCUCCCCCCGCCAUGGCCCGCCUCUAACAAACAGCACACACACGCACUCGACUUCACAAUGCCUUCAAGUAGACGCAUUAGCGCUCGUCGCAGUGGAGUCGAAUCACAUUCUGUUGGUCUCGAGGACGAACUCAGUUUUGGCUCUGAAGAGGAUCUCAUGGAGACCAUUGGCGAGAUUCAAGUCCCAGAAGAGCCACUCGACUCGCGCUCCAUUGCAUCGGCUUCUUCAUCCGCCAGCAAACCUAAACUUCCCAAACUGUCAAAGUCUACCCGCUCCUUUGUCCGUAGUCGCAAGGAGAGCUCCGCCAGCACCAGCUCGUCGAAGACGUCUUUGGCAAGCACCACCCACCUCCUCCCUCCCCUUCCGCCCGUGCCCUCGGGCUCCACCCUCGACCUCCCCGCCGACAUGUUCACCGAACGCGAGAGGCCAAGCAGCAGCAAGCGCGGGUCCAUCAUGGGCGCAUUCAAGUCCAAGGGCAUGGGCCUGCGCUCCAAGUGGAGAGACGACCACAGCAAUCGAAGCAGCUUUGUCACAGACACGCACAGCAUGGGCUCCACGUUGAGCCUGAGCAAGAUUGGGUCCAAUGUUUCGUCGCGUCCAUCCGUGUCGUCGUCCUUUGCCCACACGCCCCACGGUGGGCCGUCCCCUAACUCGACAGUGCCACACCUCGGACCACUUUCCUUUGACCAGUCAUCAGACCCUUCCUUCCACUCUGGGCAAAAGCAGCCUCCUGCUGGAUCCCACAUUGUCCUACACCCCUCGCUCCGCAACCUUGAGAACGCACCGGCCUCGGGCUCGCCCACAAGCAGCAUCGGCGGGCACAAGUCUUGGGGCCAGGGAGAUGUCGCGAGCGCCAUCCUUCCACCCUUCCCUGCCACGAUCGGGUCGCUCGAGCCCAUUACCGUGUUCAGCGCCGAGGCGUCCAAGCGCACCUCGUCGGCCUCCCGUUCACCCUUCCCGAACCGCUGGUCGCCCUGUACGCUUGUCUUUACGCAGUUCAAGGUGUCGCUCAACAGCGAGGACUCGCCAGGCAGCGACACUGAGCGCACCGUCGCACACAUCCAUGUGUACUCCAAGUCUGCCCAGGCUGUCAGCGGCAUGGCCAGCAUGGCAAGUGUCGGGUCGGCGGUGCGACGCACGAGGUCUAACGCUGGCAUCAACGGCGAGUCGGCCGGCCGUGUCGAGAUCGAGCGUCGCUGGUUGUCGAGAUCGACAACAGCAGCCCUAUGCGACGACGAGCCAGACGCCGACGGGCGAUCUGUCGUGAUGCGCAUCCUCUGGGGCGAUGAGGACGGCGCCACGAGUACCCAGUGGCUCGUUGAGAUGAAGGACACGAGGCAGUUGCAGGAGUGGAUCCGCCAAAUCAAGAAGACGGCGAUUAUGAUCAACGCCGAGGAGCUGGGGUAUGGCAGUGCGAUCCGUCCAGCAUUUGAGACCAAGGGAGUGUCGGCCGACGAGCUGGCGCAUCAGCUCAGCCUGCAUGCCAGAGCCGUCGCCGAGGGCGGCGCUGGAGGGAAGGCGGGCGGCGCAUUGCCUUCGCCGUCCGCCGCCUCUACCGGAGCAGGGAGCGAGGAAGAGCGCCGCCGACCGUCGCUAGAUGCGAUCCAGGGAGCGCCCUUGGCACGCAGCCACUCGGCGAGCGAGGCCAAUGCUCCUAAUGGUUCCCUCGGCCGGGCGCACCUCAACACUGGCUCUGAGGAGAAGAUGCCUGCUGCUGCACCUGCUGCUGAGGUUGACUGGUUCAACGGGCCGCGGGCCAACGGAAGCUCCACCGGCACUGCCACGCCCAACGACCUGGGAGGUUUGUUUGGUGGCAUGAACCUCGGCAUGGCGUUCCCCACACCUCCGUCUGAUCUGCCGCCUCCAAUGCGCCGCAAGCCACCUUCACCCCUCAACACCAUCCCUGCGCGCGUCGCGACGCCUCCCGUAACCCACGUAUCGGCGUACGACGAGGACGAGGACGUUGCGCCCGCCGCUGCACCGCGUCCACCCACCCCGCCUCUGAAGAAGGAAGAGGUCCUGACCGCGCACCUCCGCAAGCCCGCGAGCGUCGCGUCAGAGACCCCGAGCCAGACGUCGACGACGAGCCGUCUGCGACGCCUGCGGGGCAAGCCGCAGGUGAUUGACAUCAUGGCCGAGUUCAGCGCGGUGGAGGCGGAGAACAUGCCCGAGGACGAGGAGGAGCCGAUCCGCGAGGACCGCGAGCGGCGGAUCCGCUUUGCAGAGGAAUAGACGUGUAGCCGCUGCAGUAUACCUAUACCUGUGCGCUUGUUCUGUGUUAUUAUGUGCCUGUAUGCACUUGUUUUGUACG